AUGAAAGAAGAUGCGGCGACCACUACCCCUACCGUCACGGAUACCAAGGCUAGCGAACCAAUAGAGCCCGCUCCAGCACCAAGGGAGACCAUUGUGACAGCACCUACCAUUCAGACGACGCCUGCUACUUCGCCCACCUUUGAAGCAAAUUCGAAGCCUCCAUCUCGCAGAGUAUUGCGACUAAAGUGUCCGCUCUGCGGGGACUAUCCCGAUGGCUUCCGCAGUGAGCAUGAGCUCCGACGUCAUACCAACCGUGUCCACAAAAAGGCACGUAAAGUCUGGGUGACCAUCGACACUUCGCCCGACAAGUCGUUCCUGGCCAACUGUAAGGCGUGCCAGACCGGAAAGAAGUACAACGAAUGCUACAACGCCGCAAGUCACCUUCGACGCAUGCACUUUCACCCCCACAAACGCGGUGAAAGGAAGAUGACUGCAGCGGAGGCUCGACGCGGCGGGAAGCCUGGCGACUUGGAUCCCCCAAUGGAGGUCCUCAAAGCCAACUGGCUGCGGGAAGUGGACGAGAUACUUGGAGACGACAACGAACCUACCGAGGAGGACGCAGCAUCUACAUCCUUAUCGCCGACUCAGACUAUGCCGCCGCAGAUACAGCCACAGCUGCAGGCGCAGAUUACUCCAAACAAGGCGGAAGUAAAGGCACCACCGACGCCAACUACACCUUCCACUCGGUCGAUGGCGAUAGAUAGCAUAGUUGAAAAGCAGAACGCUGCAUGA
Messenger RNA from Alternaria ethzedia, 732 nucleotides. RefSeq lists its product as uncharacterized. The transcript has a single exon. Bases 1 to 732 code for a protein of 243 amino acids. The record is from RefSeq and is a predicted model, not a curated record. Lineage: Eukaryota; Fungi; Ascomycota; Dothideomycetes; Pleosporales; Pleosporaceae.